UCCAACAUGAAAGUACUGAUUGUUUUCGCUUUGGCUUUGGCCUACGCCUCCGGAUCGGCCAUCCGUUCCCUGGACGGACCCGGCGGUCGCAUCACCCAAGGCGAGGAUGCCCGCACCGACCAGUUCCCCUACCAAGUCGGACUUUCCCUGAAAAUCGGUUCCUCGUCCGCUUGGUGCGGUGGUUCCCUUAUUGGCAAGGAAUGGGUUCUGACUGCCGCUCACUGCACCGAUGGUGUUGACUCCGUCGAGGUCUACCUGGGUAGCACCAUUCGCUCAAGCCCUAAGGUUAAGCACCACGUCAGCAAGGACGAUAUCAUCAUCCACGCCGACUGGAACAGCCGUACUCUGAGGAACGACAUCUCUCUGAUCCGCAUUCCCGCCGUCGAAUACAGCAGCGCCAUCCACAAUGUUGAGCUGCCCAAGCGCGAGACCCGCUACGCUUCCUACGAUGGUGAUGAGGUUAUCGCUUCCGGAUGGGGCCGUACUUCCGACUCCGCCACUGGCGUGGCCGCCCAUCUGCAGUACGCCCACAUGAAGGUUAUCUCAAACAGCGAAUGCAAACGUACCUACUACUCCACUAUCCGCGACACGAACAUCUGUGUAAACACCUCUGCUGGCGUGUCCACCUGCAACGGCGACUCCGGUGGCCCUCUGGUCCUGUCCUCCGACAAGGUCCAGGUCGGUCUUACCUCCUUCGGAUCCUCUGCUGGCUGCGAGAAGGAGUACCCAGCUGUCUUCACCCGUGUCACCAGCUACCUGGAUUGGAUCAAGGAGCACACCGGCAUCUAAGUUGUUGAUGUUCCCUUUGAUUAAACAAUUCUGAUACUUUCGAGCAUAUAAA
Drosophila eugracilis is the source of this 841-nucleotide messenger RNA. Its product is annotated as serine protease 1-like. The coding region runs from base 7 to 789 and encodes 260 amino acids. Gene Ontology annotation, biological process: proteolysis. The record is from RefSeq and is a predicted model, not a curated record. The transcript has 2 exons. Gene Ontology annotation, molecular function: serine-type endopeptidase activity. NCBI's taxonomy places the organism in Eukaryota, Metazoa, Arthropoda, Insecta, Diptera, Drosophilidae.